AUGUCGCACAUCACGAACCCGCUGGCAUCGUCGGCCCAGCUGGUGCGCUGCCAGACGCGCAUGGCAGCGCUGGGGCAGCCGGCGGAGCUGCUGGACGUCGUGUUCUUUGCGGUGCAGUGCCUGACGCAGGCGGCCGGCCUGCUGCUGGAGCUGCCGCAGUCGACGACGGCGCGGGCCUGCGUGGUGCUGGCACGAUACUGGCUGGUGGUGCCGGGUUUUCUGGCGACCGCAGACGGUGAUGGCGACGACGGCAUCGACUACCUGCACGUCUCGGCGGCCGCGCUGUACGUGGUGGCCAAGACGGGCGCCGCGCCGCGAUCGGCUCGCGACCUGGCCAACGUGUACGCCUAUCUCGGCGCGACCGUGGACUUCUGGGGCUGCCAGACCGACAGAGAUGACGAUGCGCGAGACCGCAGCCGGAGCUACCUCGCCGACGCCGCGUAUGUGGCCUUUCACGAUCGCGUGCUCGCCCUCGAGGCCCGUCUGCUCUGCGCCCUCGGCUUCGACACCCACGUGGCCCUGCCGCAUCCGCUGGCCAUCACCUACCUUCAGGCAAUGGACUUUCUCGCUGUCGACAGCAGCAACAACAACAACAGCAAAGCCCCAGCCGACGCCGGCUCGCCCGCCCACACGCUCGCCCGUCGCGCCGUCGCUUACCUCAAUACUGCGCUGCUCAGCCCCCAGCUGCUCUACCUCACACAUCAGCCGCACGAGCUCGCCGUCGCGGCCGUCUACAGUGCCGCUCGUGACGGCGCCUGCCACUUGCCGCCCGGCACGCCCUGGUGGCUCGUCUUCGACGUCGACCGCGAGACCCUCGGCUUCCUCGCUGUCGCUCUGCGCAGCGUCGCCUCCUGGGCCGAUACCCUGCAACGGUCGCCGUCGUCGCUGCUGACCGGUGGCAUCGUUACCCGGCGGCGUGUCGCCGAGGCCGCCGCUGCCUGGGAGACGAUCCCGUCGUGA
Grosmannia clavigera kw1407 is the source of this 960-nucleotide messenger RNA. Its product is annotated as cyclin domain containing protein. The record is from RefSeq and is a predicted model, not a curated record. Gene Ontology annotation, cellular component: nucleus. The coding region runs from base 1 to 960 and encodes 319 amino acids. Gene Ontology annotation, molecular function: cyclin-dependent protein serine/threonine kinase regulator activity. Lineage: Eukaryota; Fungi; Ascomycota; Sordariomycetes; Ophiostomatales; Ophiostomataceae. Gene Ontology annotation, biological process: regulation of transcription by RNA polymerase II. The transcript has a single exon.